Molecule: messenger RNA, 402 nt
Organism: Trichomonas vaginalis G3
Lineage: Eukaryota; Parabasalia; Trichomonadida; Trichomonadidae
Product: BTB and C-terminal Kelch family
Exons: 1
Coding region: 1-402 (133 amino acids)
Source: RefSeq, a predicted model, not a curated record
AUGGAAAUGACUGCUUCAUCUGCUGGUGGAAAUUUAUCCAAUAUAAAUUCAUAUUCAGAUAAUGCUAAUUUCUAUACAAAGAGUGAACCUAAUUCAUGGGUAAAAGCUGAUCUAAAGGGAUAUAAAUUAAAACCAAAAUCAUAUAUUCUACGAUCAUCAUAUGGUUUUUCUUGUAGUUUAUUGAGAAGAUGGAUGCUAGAAGGUAUCAAAGAAGAUGGAACAUCUAUUGUAUUAGAUAAUCAAUACUAUGAAUUUCAACUCAAUGAAAUCAAGGAAUUUCCACUUCAAACUAAUGAUUAUUUUGUUGCUUUCAAAAUAACACAAACAGGAAAGGAUUCAAAGAAUCGGGACUAUUUGAGUAUUACUGUUUUUGACUUCAAAGGAGAAUUAAUAAAAUUUUAA